CACUUAUUUUUCUUUUUAAAUGUCAAACAGAAAAAUAUAACCUUACGAAAUACUAGUGAAACAAAAUGGAUAUUUUAAAAGCAGAAAUUUUGAAAAAGAAAAGACUUUUAGAAGAAAAUAAAUUAAUCGAUGAAAAGCGAAAAUAUUUUAAGCGAGGUGAUCUUGUAGCUAAAGAAGAACAAGAAUAUCGUGAAAAAUAUGGAAACACAAUAUCCGUAACAUCAUUAAAAGAUACAAAAACAUCUAAAGAUGGCAACCAAACAGAAGAUAAUAAUGAACAAACAGUAUUAGCCAGGGCAGAAGUAAUCCGUCGGUUACGGGAUCGAUGCGAACCAAUAUUAUUAUUUGGAGAAACAGAGUUAGAAGCUUUUAGGCGAUUACGGAAAUGUGAAAUAUUAGAACCAGAAAUGAAUAAAGGUUUUCGAAAUGAUUUUCAAGAAGCUAUGGAAAAGGUUGAUCAAGCAUUUUUGGAUGAAUUACUUGAAUCAAGCGCACGUGAAUCACAUUCGAAUGUUGAUGACGAUGGAAAUUCAUCCAAAUCUACAUCAGAACAGUUUACCAAAGAUCGUGAUGAUAAAGAAGAUCCUGAUUUAACUUAUGAUGGUAUUUUGGAAAUGGCCAAAUCAAUGGGACGCGGUAAUCGUAAUUUAGACAUGAAAGUGAUUAUGAUGUUUUUACAAUUUUUAUUAAGGAUGUGGGGUGAUAAAUUGAAUAAUCGUUCAGCAAGUGAGAAAAGCUCAACUCGUGGUAAAAUGGCUGGUGCAACAUAUACACAAACUCAAGUUUAUUUGAAGCCUUUAUUAAGAAAAUUGAAAACAACCUCUUUACCGGAAGAUAUUUCCGAUAGUUUAACAGAUAUCGUACGGCAUUUAUUAGAUCGAAAUUAUUUACAGGCAAGUGAUGCAUAUUUACAAAUGGCAAUUGGUAAUGCCCCUUGGCCAAUCGGUGUUACUAUGGUAGGUAUUCAUGCACGUACUGGACGUGAGAAGAUUUUUUCGAAAAAUGUGGCACAUGUAAUGAACGACGAGACACAACGUAAAUAUAUUCAAGCAUUAAAACGAUUAAUGACCAAAUGCCAAGAAUAUUUUCCAACUGAUCCAUCUCGAUGUGUUGAAUACGCCGCAUUUGAUAAUAAACAACAAAAUAUUUAACUUUGUGUAUGCCUUUCUGUAUUUAUUAAUAAAAUGUAAAAGACAAAAAUUCAAUAUUUAAUCUAAAUAUUGUUUAACAAAUGAAUGGACUUUGCCGUAAGACCAACCUUCUGUAUAUUCAUCUAUUUUUUUACCUUUUUUAUAUACGUGUAACGUUGGAAAUCCAUCGACCUACGAAAAAAAUAGGUCAAUAAACGGACGCCACUUUUGAUAAUAAACAACAAA
Molecule: messenger RNA, 1376 nt
Organism: Chrysoperla carnea
Lineage: Eukaryota; Metazoa; Arthropoda; Insecta; Neuroptera; Chrysopidae
Gene: Prp18
Product: pre-mRNA-splicing factor 18
Exons: 5
Coding region: 66-1151 (361 amino acids)
Biological process (GO): generation of catalytic spliceosome for second transesterification step; RNA splicing
Cellular component (GO): U2-type post-spliceosomal complex; U4/U6 x U5 tri-snRNP complex; U5 snRNP
Source: RefSeq, a predicted model, not a curated record